AUGGGUGAAGAAGAGGUCGGAGGUGCCGUCCCCAAGGAGCAGAGACAGGGCUGGGGCCAGUUUCUGAAAUCUAUCGCCACCUUCUCGGGCGAUCUGUCCUCGCUCACUGCGCCCUCGUUCAUCCUGUCUCCCGUCUCCCUUGUCGAGUUCCCGGCCUACUGGGGCGAGCAUCCGAAUGAGUUCGCCAAGAUCUCGACGGGGAAGGAUGAGGUGGAGCGCAUGAACCUCGUGCUCAAGUGGUUCAUCGGCACACUCAAGGGCCAGUUCACUGCUCGUAAUACCUCGAUGGGAUCCGAAAAGAAGCCGCUCAACCCCAUCCUUGGCGAGCUCUUCCUCGGCAAAUGGCCUGACCAGAACGGUCGUGGUGAGACCGUCCUCACGGCAGAGCAGGUGUCGCACCACCCUCCCGUCACCGCCUACCACAUCGAGAACAAGACCGCCGGUGUUACGCUCGAGGGUCACUGUGCGCAAAAGACGUCCUUUUCGGGACGCACGAUCCAGGUCAAGCAGGUCGGACACGCCAUCAUGCGCGUCAAGCUGGCUGGAAGCGACAAGGAGGAGCUCUACCUCAUCACACUGCCCAACUUGCUCAUUGAAGGUCUCUGGUACGGCCAGCCAUACGUCGAGCUUACAGGCAACUCGUACAUCCAGUCCACCACGGGUCUGCUCACCACCCUUACUUACACGGGCAAGGGCUACUUUUCGGGUAAGGCGCACUCGUUCAAGGCGACCAUCGGCGCCGGCGGCAACACGCUCUACACGAUCGAGGGCGAGUGGGCCGGCGUCAGCCACUACAAGGGCAAGUCGAUCUCGGGCAAGAGCAACGAGGCUUUCUGGGAUGCUUCCACCGAGCGCGAGGAGGUCUCGGUGGAAGCAGUGGACAAGCAGGGCGAGAUGGAGAGCCGCAAUGUGUGGAGGACGGUGGCGCAGGGUAUCCGCACAGGCGAUUACGACACUGCAUCGAAGGACAAGGCCAGGAUCGAGAAUGCUCAGAGGCAGAAGCGGAAGGACGAGGCGGCUGCGGGAACGCCACACCAGCUCGAGCACUUUGUACACGUUCAGGACGACCAGGAGUACUCGCAGCUCGCUGCCAUGUUCAAGGGCCAGCCUGCCACCGAGGAUGGCUAUCGAAGCAAACCUCGUGUUCACUGA
Molecule: messenger RNA, 1152 nt
Organism: Sporisorium graminicola
Lineage: Eukaryota; Fungi; Basidiomycota; Ustilaginomycetes; Ustilaginales; Ustilaginaceae
Exons: 1
Coding region: 1-1152 (383 amino acids)
Biological process (GO): exocytosis; piecemeal microautophagy of the nucleus; maintenance of cell polarity
Cellular component (GO): cytosol; intracellular membrane-bounded organelle; membrane
Molecular function (GO): oxysterol binding
Source: RefSeq, a predicted model, not a curated record